AUUGCGGCUAAUUUAAACAACGUCAUUCAUAGAAGGUGGUUCAUCUGUUCAAAUACAAAGAAAUAACGAGCUGAAAAAUGAUAACAAUUAUAUAAUUAGGUUUACAGCGUAGUCCAGAGCUCAUAAGUUGCUGUGAACCGCAAAUAAUCAGAUAUAAUUAGGAUUGUACAACUUUUGUUCUUUUGUUUCACGCAGACAGAGUUAGCAGUGGUUAGCAGUGUGAAAUGUCUUACUGGAUCUGCUGCAACAAAUGCUACCUUUACCCCAGUCCUGAGAGGAGACUGGCCGUUACAACAUGUGGUCAUCUCAUCUGCAAUGUCUGUUAUCAACAAGGUACACAAGGAAACUGUCAAGUUUGUGGAGUCAGUUGUCAAGUAUCACCACUUUCUAACAAAAGCAACCCAGAGGUUAAAGCCUUGUUUUCUGACAUCAAGGAUGUUGCAGCCAAACACUUUGCAGAAAUCAGAAAGGUUGUACUGUUUCAGACAAGACAUCAGAAAAGAUUGUUGACUUACUACCAGCAAAGGAAUGAGAAACUAGAAGAGGUUUUAGUUAAGAUGAAACAAGAAAUUCAGCAGAUGACAAAGAAACUGAAUGAACAGACUGUCUACAUCACUAAGCUGGAGAACUGUCUUCAGCAACAGAGUGACAGACCUUUGUCAGCAUCUAAGAGGAGCCAAAACACUUCAAAUGGACAAAAACCAGUCCCACAGAUCCCAUAUAACUCCUCCAUGUGCCUCACAAGACACUCCUCCUCUUCUAACGUAAGCAGUGAGACCAUGGUUCACGAUGACAGGUUCAAAAGACUUAAAACAACUCCUACUCUGCCAUUAAUCAGUCCCAAACAAGAACAAGGCCACGCCUCUCAAAGGUCAUCCAUUCAGAACAUGAUGGAUGGCCGCUCUCUCCGACUGCCAACUGUUGGCAGUCAGACAACCAUCCACAGACAACCAUCGAUGCAGGAGCUUUCCUUCAGCCAGAGUCCUUUUUGGUCAUCCCCCACCUUCAAGCCCCCCACCUCCUUCAGACACUCCAUGUCCUCUCUGGUCUGCCCUCGUCCUUAAAACCACACAGACAGUAACAGAAUAAAUGUGUUGUUGCACAUUUUUGUUUUUAUGUCUUUCACGAGGUCAGUUAGUAUUAAAACCGCAGAGAGGUGUAAAUGACCUUACUAAAACCUGUGAAACUUUAUUACUGUGUCUAUUAAUAAAUUGUUGUUCCAUUUUGCUUUCGACUUUUACAACUAGAAUAUAUAUUCAUUCCUGUUUAUUGCUUUCUUAACAACU
Cynoglossus semilaevis (tongue sole) is the source of this 1286-nucleotide messenger RNA. It is a transcript of the gene rnf212, whose product is annotated as ring finger protein 212. The record is from RefSeq and is a predicted model, not a curated record. NCBI's taxonomy places the organism in Eukaryota, Metazoa, Chordata, Actinopteri, Pleuronectiformes, Cynoglossidae. Gene Ontology annotation, molecular function: SUMO transferase activity. The transcript has 13 exons. Bases 225 to 1064 code for a protein of 279 amino acids. Gene Ontology annotation, biological process: protein sumoylation; homologous chromosome pairing at meiosis; reciprocal meiotic recombination. Gene Ontology annotation, cellular component: synaptonemal complex.